Molecule: messenger RNA, 1924 nt
Organism: Stylophora pistillata
Lineage: Eukaryota; Metazoa; Cnidaria; Anthozoa; Scleractinia; Pocilloporidae
Product: angiopoietin-related protein 7
Molecular function (GO): oligosaccharide binding
Source: RefSeq, a predicted model, not a curated record
GCCGGCGUGGUUGCUUAAGGUCCCUAUUUAGUUUAUUGAGACGUCAAGAGUAACAUCUUUAAUUUUAGCUUCUCUUUCGAAGCAGUAACUUCCGUUUUGUUAUUUUCGAAUAAAAGACCUCUAUAGCAGGACUACACAAGACGUUCUUAAGUCCCUCUUGGGGUCUGUACUCGAAUUUCGCAAGCUCUUGUGAAGGAUCUGAAAAGUGCUUCACAUACGAAAACCAUGCUGCUGGGUUGUUUUGGCCUGUUCAUCGUCAUAUUCCAUGCACAACUAAGUCAAGCCAUUGAGCAGUGCCGUCGCUCCACAAGUUCAGAGUAUGGUCAACAUCUUUCCGGUCACGUUAUUUAAACUCAAAAAACUUCCAGUAUUAGUGAGUGUGUGAUGAUCUGUUCGAGCGAGUCUCGCUGCAAGAGUUUCAACUUCCGUUUAAAAGAUAAGUCAUGUGAAUUGAAUGAUGCGAACAAACAUACUCACCCAAGGGAUUUUGGCCCGAAGGAAGGAUCAGUUUAUAUGAACAAGGAUGAUGAAUUCAAAUCGUGCUCGGAAAUUCUUGAUAGGCGGCCUCGUGCGGAAAGCGGCUACUAUGGGAUAAAUAUUGGGAAUAGAAAUGCACAAGUCUACUGUGAUAUGGAAAAACACGGUGGUGGAUGGACCUUAGUUGUGAGUAUCAGCUCACAGAAUAACGAUCACCUUCAAAGCGCAGCAAACAACUGCCUCAACCUCUCGCUGUGUGUUCCCUUUACUGACCAGCACCAGGGUAGAAAACUGAGCGACAGCGACAUACACGAGUUAGCAGGGACAGAAGGAACCUUUAGGGUCGAUGUACUGCAAAAUGAUGGAACCCCACCGUAUACAAUAUUUUAUCAGAUACCCAGUGGACCAAACAAAUUCAACUCAUCAUGCCGUCAAGGGAGUUGUCCACGAAUUAUCAUAUCACAUUCUUAUCCGUAUCAUUGGGAGACUAACAACUGCACAACUAUCGCCAAGGGAUACCACAUUUCAGACGGAUGUCACAGGGUUUUUGAUGGAGGCGAUAACAAUGAAUGCAAACACCGUUUUUGGAAUUCGUCCCAGUUCGGUCACUACAACAAACGGGCACUAUAUGGCUAUCUAUGCAGUCAGACACCGAAUCCUUACAGUCGUGGAAUAUACAGAAACCGUGAAGGAAUGCUGUAUGUCAAAUAAACAGUACAUAGAAAAGAGAAUCUUCAUGUAAAAUUUAAACUCAUUGUGAUUGAUACAACGUUAGAUCGUAAACGAUGCUAAAAGAAUUUUUUCCUCCCACUUAGAGAUUAGAAAGGAAAAUGAAUAAAUGAAACAACUACAUGUAGCUAAUUAUAGGGGUGAAUAGAUACCUAAUUAAAAAAAAAAGUAAAUCAAUAAAGGAAUGUAAAGUUGAAAAAAUUAAAUGAUAAAGUGAUACGAUUAAUAGUUUCUAACUCUCACUCGGCCUGGGGCCGAGUGAGAGUUACAAUUAAAUAUUCAAGUUGGUGUGUGACCGAGAGCUCAUUAGUGAUGCAUGACAUAUAGGUAAACGCGAUGUAUUCCAAGAUGGCGGCUGUCAAAAAGUUGGAUUUAUGACGUGUACAUAGACGUAGCUGCUUAUUUCAAAUGUGGGGUUGGAUUGACUUAUAUAUGAUACGGUUCUGAAAUUCUGACCCAUGUGGGAGUUAUGACAAUGUCACACAUGCGCAGUGAUAGACAUGAACCUUACACGUGAGCAUUGAGUAUAUAUGUUGAAAAGAUGUGGUGUCAUAGUCACGAAAUGUCUUAGAAUGUCAUGUCAUAGUCAUGAAAUGUCCUAGGUUACUAAAGCAGUUUCACUUCCCAAGCUUGCACGUACUUGUCUAAGUUUUUUGUCUAAGCCUGGUGGUUGACUGCCUAGGCUGCUUUAGACAAGUCCAAGACUGUCAAUAAAAAU